AUGGAUGAUCCACCGUUGGUCUCGGCUCAGAUGGAGCAUGGCUCACUUCUGCUCCGGCAGCUGGAGAGGAUGAGAGCAGCCGAGCAGCUGACGGACGUGGUGCUGCUGGCAGAGGGGGUUCCCUUCGCCUGCCACAAGGUGGUGCUGUCUGCAUUCAGCCCUUACUUCCAGGCCAUGUUUACAUGUGGUCUGAAGGAGACCCGUGGAGGGGAGGUACCUCUCAGAGACACGCCGGCCCAAAGCCUGCAGCUGCUGCUGGACUACAUGUACCGAGCCGAGCUCCACCUCUCCAACGACAACAUCCAGAGCGUGGCUGCUGCUGCCUUCCUGCUCCAUGUAGACGGAGCCUUCAGGUUGUGUCAGAGCCACAUGGAGGCACGUUUGGACCCUUCCAACUGUGUCGGACUGUACCACUGGGCCAGAGGCCUGGGGGCCGCCCGUCUGGCCGACUGCGCUUUGAGAUACCUGCGCCAACACUUUGAACAGGUUUGUGAGGAACAGGAAGUGCUGGAGCUGGACGGCCAAAGUCUCGGGGAUCUGCUGGGUUCGGAUGACCUCAACAUCUCGCAGGAGGAGGUGGUGCUGGAGCUGGUGCUGCGCUGGGUGGAGAGGAGGAGGGGGGACCCGCGGAGUGAAGCCCAGGCCGUGGAGUUACUCCGGCGGGUCCGGCUGGAACUUGUGGACCCUGGAUUCCUCCGUAAAGCUUGGAGGAGAAACCCGGUUUUGCUGAAGGAUGCUGAGUGCUGUGGGAUGUUGGACGAGGCCCCCCAGACCUCCAGACCGGCCCUCCGUUACGGCAUGGAGACCACCGACCUGCUGCUCUGCCUGGGCGGGGUGAACAAGGAGGGAAAGCCUGCCCGCCGUGGAGGACUAGCCGACCUCAGUUUCUGCUUCGCCCCCCACGGAAGAAGGACUCACUACAUCCCCUCUCCACUGAGGGGGUGCGGAGGCUCGGGACAGAUCACAGCCGGGGCCGUGACCCGGGACAACGACAUAGUUGUGGCCGUAGAGGCGGAGGACCGACACAGGAUGAAGAGGGUGGAUGUCUACAGGUACGACCGUUCUGAGGAGAACCGCUGGGCGCCGCUGUGCUCCGCAGCACACCGGGACAUGUACGGGUUGGGGCUGUUGGGCGACGCCGUGUUUCUGAUAGGAGGCCAGGUGAGAGUGUCUGGUCACUACGUGGUCACGGACAGCGUGGAGAGAUGGUCGCUGAAGAGAGGAGGCAGCUGGCUCAGCUUCGCCCCUCUGCCUCUCCGCUUAGCCUGCCCCUGCACCGUCAGCCUGAAGGAGCAUCUCUAUGUGAUGGGAGGAUGGACACCUCAGCACCAGCCUCACGAUGAGCCCGACAAGCUGAGUAACCGCGUCUUUCAGUUCGACCCGGGCAAGGACAGGUGGACCGAGCGAGCCAGGAUGAAGUACUCCAGGUACCGCUGCGGCACGGCAGUCCUCCAUGGAGAAAUCUACAUUCUAGGUGGUAUAGGAUGUGAUGGAGAGGACUGUGGACAGUCACGUCGCUCUCUGAGCUCUGUGGAGAUCUUUAACCCGGAGACGGACACCUGGAGGGCCGGACCCACCCUGCCCACGUCUUUACUCACCCUCCAUACCAACGCCUCUAAUGUGGGAGCGGUGGAGGGCAAGCUCUACCUCUGUGGAUACUACAAGGGGGCCGGCCGUCAUGAGAUCAUCACCAAGGAGAUUUUGGAAAUGGACCCUGCAGACAAUGUGUGGACGGUGGUGCAAAGACGAGCAGCCAUGCAUGACAGCUAUGACGUCUGUCUGGUGGCGAACCUCAACCCUCGAGACCUCGUCACACCCUAA
Molecule: messenger RNA, 1821 nt
Organism: Anoplopoma fimbria (sablefish)
Lineage: Eukaryota; Metazoa; Chordata; Actinopteri; Perciformes; Anoplopomatidae
Product: kelch repeat and BTB domain-containing protein 12-like
Exons: 9
Coding region: 1-1821 (606 amino acids)
Molecular function (GO): protein binding
Source: RefSeq, a predicted model, not a curated record